Messenger RNA from Chelonus insularis, 2794 nucleotides. RefSeq names its product eukaryotic translation initiation factor 5 (gene eIF5). Lineage: Eukaryota; Metazoa; Arthropoda; Insecta; Hymenoptera; Braconidae. Gene Ontology annotation, biological process: translational initiation; formation of cytoplasmic translation initiation complex; formation of translation preinitiation complex. The record is from RefSeq and is a predicted model, not a curated record. Gene Ontology annotation, cellular component: cytosol. The transcript is spliced from 4 exons. The coding region runs from base 1374 to 2717 and encodes 447 amino acids. Gene Ontology annotation, molecular function: translation initiation factor activity; eukaryotic initiation factor eIF2 binding; GDP-dissociation inhibitor activity.
AAACCUAGAUCAUUCGUUGAUGAGAUGAGUCAUCUUGACACUUUAUAAAAUCAGGGAAUUGCGGAACGAGGCCUACUAUAGAUCUCAAGAGGCAAAAUACUGUUGGUAAUCGGAUAUCUCAAGUCAUUUAAUUCAUCAGCACUGUCUGGUAGAUAAGGGUUGGUGCACUGCGCAUUCACGAUCAAUAAUCAAGGGGUGAAACCACGAUCUAGUUGUUUUAUCACAGUGGAUUGUGCGCGCCACUUAACGCCUGCGCAAGAGUAUAAGCAAAAGAGAGUCAGUAGCAGCAACAUUGGUGGAUUUCUCGCCAACGUAAUCUGGGAUUGGAGCCUAUACACAGUCUACCUAUUUACCUUAGUAUCGCUUCACAUCUCUCUCACACCGUUCGAUUUUUUCUCUGUCUCCUGCCUCUACGUGUCCCAUCGCGCAUCCACCUUGAAGGAGAGGACGUUUGUCUUUAGGAUAGAACAGUUGCUUCUUUACGAAUUUAAAGAAUUGAUUGAGAAAGCAAGAAGGUGCUGAAAAUCAGAGGAAGAUCAGAAGAGAGGUGAGGACCAACUGGUCCUUAGAUUAAUCAUCAACAGCAUCGAAAGUUAGGAGACCAAAUCACGACUUAUGCGUCUACGCCGAGCAGAAACAUUCAGGAUAUCAUCAUCCAGAGGGAAAGGAUCUGUUUGCAGCAAAGGCGGUGGUGGUAAGACACUGUCCAGACAUCGUAGAGCUGACAGCACAAUAAUAUCUCACGCUUGGAGUAAUCGGUCAUCACGUGGGUUUCUUGGGUCGAGGUUAUCGACGUGGUGUUUGGAAAUUCUUAAAGACAAGAGAUACGGACCAGCAGCGUGUAUGAUCAUUGAAAACUAUCCCCCUCUGCCCACAAGAACGAGGCAUAACUCCAAUCAAGAUACCACCCAACGUUUAAAUCAUUUAGUCCUGCCUAAGCACAGGACCUCAAAAUUUUCCAGUAAUAGACAUCGAAAAUUACAACCUUUUAGGGAAACGUGACUGUCAUCAUUGGGUAGUGCGGCCAACGAAACCGCAAACAACAAGAAUCACCCUGUCUCGACACGUAUUACGCUACCAACGGGUAGCAACACCCGAGUGCGAUCGUUUAAUAGCGGUCAAACUGACGCUUGGAAGCGAUACGAAAGGAAAAGACGUUGGAAAAACGAGGACUAAAACUCUACCAACUUGAGCAAGUGCCCUAUUAAGGGGAAAUAUAAGUGGAAAUUAAGCGUCAUAAAGAAAGAGAAAAGACCAAGGAUCAAAGGUCCUUGGCCUGUGCCAAAUUUUCGCAACGACGUCGUUACAGAAUAUUAAAUUGUUUAAAAGAGUACUUCAUUGUUAUUGGAUCAAGUUAAAAGUAAAUUAUCAUCAUGGGCAGUGUCAACGUCAAUCGGAACGUCAGCGAUGCGUUCUAUCGCUACAAAAUGCCACGCAUUCAAGCUAAAGUUGAAGGCAAAGGUAAUGGAAUUAAAACUGUUAUUGUUAAUAUGGUAGAUGUUGCUAAGGCUAUUGGACGACCUGCUACCUAUCCUACCAAGUAUUUUGGAUGUGAGCUUGGAGCGCAAACUCAAUUUGAUUUUAAGAAUGAAAGAUUUAUUGUAAAUGGGUCUCAUGAAGCAAAUAAACUUCAAGAUUUGCUUGAUGGAUUUAUUCGUAAGUAUGUACUGUGUCCAGCUUGCGAUAAUCCUGAAACUGAAUUAAUAGUCAGCGCUAAGAAAGGAACCAUAUCUCAAGGAUGUAAAGCUUGUGGACAUCAUGGUCUACUUGAGAGUAAUCAUAAACUCAAUACAUACAUUCUGAAAAAUCCUCCGAGUUUGAAUCCAGCUGCUCAAGGAAGUUCUCUAACUGAAGGUAAACGUGGUAAACGUUCUAAAAAGGCAAAUGGAGAUACUGCAAAUGGUGAUCGUUCUGGUUCACCUGAAAAUGAAACUAAUACUACUGACAUCGUUGUUGAAGCACCAGAAAUAAUAGCUAAAGAUGAAGAUGAUGAUUAUGACGCUAAAUGGGCUGUUGACGUCUCUGAGGAAGCUGUUAGAGCACGUCUUCAAGAUCUCACUGACGGCGCUAAAGGUAUGACUAUUAGUGAAGAUUUGGACAAAUCUGAAAAAGAACGCAUGGAUAUUUUCUAUAAGCUUGUUAAAUGUCGUCGUGACGCUGGUCAACUUGAUAAUCACAAAGAACUUGUUAGUGAAGCUGAACGACUUGAAAUUAAGACUAAGGCACCAUUAGUCCUUGCUGAAUUGUUAUUUGAUCAGGGCAUUGCUGCUCAAGUUAAAAAAUACCGAGUUCUCUUGUUACGUUUUACUCAUGGAGACAUUAAGGCACAAAAAUACUUGAUUCGUGGUAUCGAGCAAAUCAUUGCUUUACAUAAAGACACUCUCAUGCCGAAGGUUCCUGGCAUACUGAAGCUGUUUUAUGACUAUGAUAUCUUGGAAGAGAAAGCUUUGUUUGACUGGGCUAGCAAAGUAAGCAAGAAAUAUGUUUCGAAAGAUUUGUCUCAAGAGAUUCAUGAUAAAGCUGCUCCAUUUAUUACUUGGCUUAAAGAAGCUGAAGAAGAGGAAUCUGAAUGUGAGGACGAUGAUGAUGAUUUAGAGAUUGAAUAUGACGACCGAGCUAAACAACCACUUAAACAACAACAGCAGCAGACAAUUCAAACGUCUAAAAAACUUGCCGAAGAUGAUAUUGAAGAUGAAGUUGACAUCGAUGCCAUUUAAAGAUUUAUUAUAUCAGCAACAUUGAUGGAUUUUUUAAAAGUUAUAUUAAAGCGAUAAACAAACUUAUAAAACUUUAA